AUGAAAUUGAAAGUACAUAACACCCAUCUAUCUACACAUCGAUCAGUGAUAUUACAUUAUUACAAUCUGGGCCAUCGUUGUGCUGCUGAAAUUGCUCGACAAACAAAGAUUCCUGUUCUUACUGUCCGGUAUAAUCUGGUCAAAAUUAAGAAAGAAGGUGGAGUGGAACAUCGACGGGGUAAUGGUCGACCACGGAAGAUCACACUUGAAGAUAAUCGAGCAAUAGCAAAUCGAAAUUUGACUGUAUCUCGAUGGACAGUGCAACGACAGCUUCAUCGUUUAGGUUAUGAAAAUGUUUUACCACGAGGAACUCCAAUGCUGACAAAUGAACAAAAAGAAAGACGUGUACAAUGGGCAUUGGCACAUAAAGACGACGAUUGGAAUCGAACAGUGUUCUCUGACGAAACAUCGUAUCAAUUAUUCCGAAACACAAUACAUCGUUGGUCCAAACAUGCUCAAGAAGAAAAAAAAAGAAUUCCAAAAAACAGACAAAAAAUCAUGGUGUGGGGUGCAUUCACCAACAAAGGUCAAAUAUCAUGUUAUUCGUUUCGAACAACAAUGGAUGGACCUCUCUAUGUCGAGAUACUUCGAAAACAUCUUCUUAAUGGUGCAAGAAAACAGUUUGGGAGUCGUUGGCGAUACCAACAAGACAACGACCCCAAACACACCAGUAAAAUAGCUAAACAAUUCUUGGAAAAGGAAGUACCCGAAAUGAUUGAUUGGCCAAGUAACAGUCCCGAUAUCAAUCCAAUAGAAAACAUGUGGUCGAUACUCAAGCGACGUGUAGAAAAACAAAACCCAUCAAAUAUCGACGAACUCGAUCAGUUUUUACACGAAGAAUGGCAAAAAGUCGAAACAAACAUUAUAAAUAAUUUGGUGAAUUCGAUGAAAUCUAGAUGUUUAGCGAUUAUUGAUUCAAAGGGAGAAAGAAUAAAUUAUUAA
This is a messenger RNA of Rotaria socialis, 942 nucleotides long. Lineage: Eukaryota; Metazoa; Rotifera; Eurotatoria; Philodinida; Philodinidae. The record is from the annotation of a GenBank genome assembly.